Molecule: messenger RNA, 716 nt
Organism: Neurospora tetraspora
Lineage: Eukaryota; Fungi; Ascomycota; Sordariomycetes; Sordariales; Sordariaceae
Product: ATP synthase j chain-domain-containing protein
Exons: 4
Coding region: 283-471 (62 amino acids)
Biological process (GO): proton motive force-driven ATP synthesis
Molecular function (GO): proton-transporting ATP synthase activity, rotational mechanism
Source: RefSeq, a predicted model, not a curated record
UGUCACAAGUCAAAGCGGAGAAAGGUUUCCACGUGCCGCCAGUCGGUGACUUUGAAGCACGGACCAUUUGCAACACGUUUAACUUGAGGAAAGCACAGCUUGGAGCUUGGGCCUCUGAGCAAAUAUUGACACCUGACACUCAAGGCACCAACAACAUCCAAUCGGCCGCGGACGGCAAGCUCACGAAAAACGCUCGCCUUGACAGAGCCGACCCUUCUUCCGUCACUCUUGUACAAACCCACUCCCGGACUUCAACCCAGUUAGCCCGCAAAUACCGUCAACAUGUCUUGGUUCGGCGUCACCCCCCUCAAGAAGUUCCCCGCCCCCGUUUUGGGGCCGAUGGCUCCCUUCUUCGCUGCCGGUUUGGUCAUCGCCUACGGUAUCAACUCUCUCCAGGGCGCUCUCAUGCAGUCCGAUGAGUGGAAGAACGACCCCCGCAACAUCUACGCCAAGAACAAGCCCGCCCACUAAGCGAUCCUUCGAAAGAAAGAAAGAAAGAGGCGAUGGUGCGAUGAUGCAAUAGACGACACGAACAAGACAGCUUUUGGCAGACCCUAGACCUAUCGAGAACCCCGAUUACCCCCCAAUGGACCCCCCAAUGGACCGUUAUCUUCAUCAGCAGGAACUGGCGCCAGUGUAUUAUAAUGGGAGAAACAAGCCGGAAUGAAGUGACUUGUGUGUGUCGGAUGUCGGAUAUUGCGUUCAAGACGGCCGUG